This is a messenger RNA of Coffea eugenioides, 1893 nucleotides long. RefSeq names its product UDP-glucose 6-dehydrogenase 3-like. NCBI's taxonomy places the organism in Eukaryota, Viridiplantae, Streptophyta, Magnoliopsida, Gentianales, Rubiaceae. Gene Ontology annotation, biological process: glycosaminoglycan biosynthetic process. Gene Ontology annotation, cellular component: nucleus; cytosol. The record is from RefSeq and is a predicted model, not a curated record. Gene Ontology annotation, molecular function: NAD binding; UDP-glucose 6-dehydrogenase activity.
CCAAACUGCCACUAUAAAAACCAAUCCCCGCUCUCUCCGCGAACUGGUAGAGUAUUUCUAGACAAUUUUACUCCUCCUCCUUCAGAUCUCUCUCUCUCUCUCUCUCUCUCUCUCUUACAAGCGCCACAGGAGUGAUCCAAAGAGAUUGCAAAAGAAGAGGAACCAUGGUGAAGAUCUGCUGUAUUGGAGCUGGAUAUGUCGGAGGGCCAACUAUGGCCGUCAUAGCACUUAAGUGCCCAUCCAUUGAGGUGGCUGUAGUUGAUAUCUCUGCUCCUCGAAUUAAUGCCUGGAACAGUGAUCAGCUUCCAAUUUAUGAGCCAGGUCUUGAAGAAGUGGUGAAGGAGUGCCGUGGCAGGAACCUCUUCUUUAGCACAGCUGUGGAGAAACAUGUAUGUGAGGCAGAUAUAGUCUUUGUUUCUGUCAACACUCCCACCAAGACCAGAGGUCUCGGAGCAGGCAAAGCUGCAGAUCUAACAUACUGGGAGAGUGCAGCCCGCAUGAUUGCUGAUGUCUCAAAAUCUGACAAAAUUGUUGUUGAGAAAUCAACAGUUCCAGUCAAGACAGCUGAGGCCAUUGAAAAAAUUCUGACUCACAACAGCAAAGGAAUUAACUUCCAGAUCCUCUCAAAUCCUGAGUUUCUUGCAGAGGGAACUGCAAUUCAGGAUCUUUUCAAGCCCGACAGGGUCCUCAUUGGAGGCCGGGAAACCCCUGGAGGCCAGAAAGCUAUUCAAGUGCUAAAAGAUGUUUAUGCUCAGUGGGUUCCUGAAGAUUGCAUCAUCACCACCAAUUUAUGGUCUGCUGAGCUCUCAAAGCUUGCUGCAAAUGCAUUCCUGGCACAGAGAAUCUCAUCUGUUAAUGCCAUGUCAGCGCUUUGUGAGGCAACUGGAGCAGAUGUUACUCAGGUAUCUUAUGCUGUUGGAAAAGACACAAGAAUUGGUCCCAAGUUCCUCAAUGCUAGUGUUGGAUUUGGUGGCUCUUGCUUCCAGAAGGACAUUCUGAACCUGGUUUAUAUUUGUGAGUGCAAUGGCCUUCCUGAGGUGGCAGAGUACUGGAAGCAAGUUAUCAAGAUAAAUGAUUACCAAAAGAAUCGUUUUGUCAACCGCUUGGUUUCCUCAAUGUUUAAUACAGUUGCGAAUAAGAAAAUUGCUGUCCUAGGUUUUGCUUUUAAGAAAGAUACUGGCGAUACAAGAGAGACCCCAGCUAUUGAUGUCUGCAAGGGGCUUUUGGGUGACAAAGCAAGGGUGAGCAUAUAUGACCCACAAGUGACUGAGGAUCAAAUCCAGAGAGACCUUAAUAUGAACAAGUUUGAUUGGGAUCAUCCCUUGCACCUCCAGCCAAUGAGUCCCACCACUGUCAAGCAAGUCAGUGUAGUUUGGGAUGCCUACGAGGCAACCAAGGAUGCCCAUGCUGUAUGCAUUCUCACAGAGUGGGAUGAGUUUAAGACUCUUGAUUACCAGAGGAUAUAUGAGAACAUGCAGAAACCAGCUUUUAUCUUUGAUGGUAGGAACAUUGUCAAUGUGGAUAAGAUGAGGGAGAUUGGGUUUAUUGUGUAUUCAAUUGGAAAGCCACUGGAUGCCUGGCUCAAGGACAUGCCUCUGUUGCUUAAAAUGCAGCCUUUGAUCUUGUGGCUUGUAUCAGGACCAGUGAAGAUAGAAGUGAAGCAGUCAGCGGGAUUCAUUACCAUUUUUUUUUUUUUUCCAUAGACUCAGUUUCUGGUCUUUACGUUUUUGUUUUGUAGUCAAGAGGACCUUUGGCGUCGCUGUCUCCAUUUUAAGUAAGAAGCUUUGUGUUUACCCUUACAUUGUAUUUUGAUGAUACUACAUUUUUGCCGUUGGCUGUAAGGACCUGAUUUCUUCCUUUUUUGGUUUAUAAAAUGAUUACGAGUUCUAGAAA